This is a messenger RNA of Lontra canadensis (Northern American river otter), 3316 nucleotides long. RefSeq names its product mohawk homeobox (gene MKX). Lineage: Eukaryota; Metazoa; Chordata; Mammalia; Carnivora; Mustelidae. The transcript has 7 exons. The record is from RefSeq and is a predicted model, not a curated record. The coding region runs from base 381 to 1442 and encodes 353 amino acids. Gene Ontology annotation, molecular function: DNA-binding transcription factor activity, RNA polymerase II-specific; RNA polymerase II cis-regulatory region sequence-specific DNA binding. Gene Ontology annotation, cellular component: nucleus. Gene Ontology annotation, biological process: cell development; muscle organ development; regulation of transcription by RNA polymerase II.
AGAAGUCCCCGCGGCCGGGAGGGUGCUGAGGCUUCCUCUCGCCGGCCCGGGAACGUGGAUACCGCGCCCGCAGGAUGUUCGCCGGCUGGGCCGGGCAGUCAAGAAACAUGAGAAGGCCUCGGUAUUCCUGUUCCCGGGCCGCGCGCGCCCGUCUGGGUAAAUAAAGCCGAGACGACGGCUGUGGCUGCGGUGAGCGCGCUGGAGCCCGCGCCGAAAACAUGCGGCGGGAAUGGGAGUGCGCCUAGCCUCAACGCGGGAGAGCCAGCCGCCCUGCCACCGGCCGCCGGCCCCACCACCACAGAACCCGAGCCCUGCGGAGCUCCCGGCGGCCAGGCCUCGAGGCGCUGCGGCCGCGCGGCGAGCCCCAGCCAGCCGGCACCAUGAACACCAUCGUCUUCAACAAGCUCAGCGGCGCCGUGCUUUUUGAGGACCGCGGCGCUCCGGAACGGGAACGGGGCAGCCGGCCCUAUGGUGGCGUCCUGGACAGUCCCCACGCCCGCCCUGAGGUGGGCAUUCCGGACGGCCCGCCCCUCAAGGACAAUCUCGGCCUGAGACACCGGAGAACAGGGGCCCGGCAGAACGGCGGGAAGGUGAGGCACAAGCGGCAGGCUCUGCAAGACAUGGCGCGGCCCCUCAAGCAGUGGCUUUACAAGCACCGUGACAACCCGUACCCCACCAAGACCGAGAAGAUCCUCCUGGCGCUCGGCUCGCAGAUGACGCUGGUGCAGGUGUCAAAUUGGUUUGCUAAUGCACGACGUCGGCUUAAGAACACUGUUCGACAGCCAGAUUUAAGCUGGGCUUUAAGAAUAAAAUUGUACAACAAGUAUGUUCAAGGAAACGCUGAGCGGCUUAGUGUAAGCAGCGAUGAUUCAUGUUCUGAAGAUGGAGAAAAUCCUCCAAGAAACCACAUAAAUGAAGGGGGCUAUAAUAAUCCAGUUCACCAUCCUGUGAUUAAAAGUGAGAGCUCAGUCAUAAAAGCUGGAGUGAUCAGGCCAGAGUCACGGGCCAGUGAGGACUAUGUAUCACCCCCCAAAUACAAGAGCAGCUUAUUGAAUCGUUACCUUAACGACUCUUUGAGGCAUGUCAUGGCCACAAAUGCUGCCAUGAUGGGAAAGACAAGGCAAAGAAACCAUUCGGGAUCUUUUAGUUCCAAUGAAUUCGAGGAAGAAUUGGUGUCUCCUUCAUCAUCAGAAACCGAAGGCAACUUUGUCUACCGUACAGACGCUCUGGAAAAUGGAUCCAAUAAGGGUGACAGUGCAGCCCACAGGAAGGGACCAAGCAAGGAUGACACAUACUGGAAGGAGAUUAAUGCCGCUAUGGCCUUAACAAAUCUUGCACAGGGCAAAGACACACUGCAGGGAACCACCAGCUGCAUCAUCCAGAAGUCGUCACAUAUAGCAGAAGUCAAGACCGUCAAAGUGCCACUGGUCCACCAGUUUUAAGGGUUUGUUGCUUUUCAGACCAAUGGCUGUUCUUCACGUCAGUGUUUUCCCAUAAAGCCUCCUCCUACGAGCCGAAGCAGAAGUGGAAAUGACUCCCUUUCAAACCUCUUUUUAUUUUUAAUUAUCCUAACUAUAUCAUUUAGUUGCUUCUAUAAAAGACAUAUAAAUUAUAAAAACCUCACUUUAAUCAAAAAUAGUAACUUAUUUUAUAUUACUCAAACUAUGCAUCAGGUGUCUGCAUUGCCGUUACAGUAAGUGCCUUGCUUCCCAAAAAUCAGCAGCAACGUGGGCGUAGUGGAGCAGCUAUGCCUCAAAUGACAACACCGCCAUGCUUGUUCGUCUGUGUGUCACUCCAGACGGGCCUCUGACCAUUCCAGGACUGAAACCACACGCGCUGAAAGGCCUCACAAUGUAUUCAGUAAUUCACGUGUUACAACUUGGACAUCUAUUCAGCCCAAAUGAAACGUUCCUCUUAAAAAAACAACUUCUGCAGCAUUUAAAAUUGUUGAGCAUGCUUUUCAGAGUGACAGUGAGAAUUUCAUGCAUGUAUCUUGCCUGCCUAUCAGACACACUACAAAGUUCCAAAAGGAAAGGAGCGGUGAUCACAUAACAUGUACACGUAAAAAGAAUCCAGUGAAUACAUUGUGAUCUGAAGAACUUUUUCCAAGCAUUGCUGGAAAAUACCACAAUGCCCUUUUAGAAUUCAUUUGGAUUUUCUUUUUCUUAAAUUUCGCUGAAGUUCUUAAAAAUUUUAUUAUAUAAAUUACUCAAAAUGUUGCCGUGUAGAACUAAACCUAUAGUUUAGUUUUAACACAUAAUCCUGUUUGCGUUAAAGUUCAGUGCUUUUUGUGAUGGAAAGCUUUUCAUGUGGAAUGGUUAAAAAACCUUUUAGUUGGUUCAUUUCAAAUUAUAAUUGCUGAUGGACAAUUUGUAUUGCAACGAGAACAAGACAAUGAAAGAAAUGUAUCUUUAUGUGAAUAUACAUAUACACUCAUAAAACUGGUUUUUAAAUUUAAAACAUAUGGAAAACAAACAUUGACAGUCUUUGCAUUUUGCCAAGCAGGACAUUAAAGUAAAAAUUAAGUGAACUCAUGCAUUAAAAGAAGGAACGUUUCGUUUUUAAAUUAGACUAUCACUGAGUGAGAAUAAUCAGUAUCAGGAAAGAAGAAUAUAGUUUUCAACCAAACAAUAAUAUUCUAAUCAGCUGGGGGAGACUUGAAACUUGAAUAAACAGUGGAGAUGCCAAAUAUAAGAGAGAAUAUGUGCUACAGAGAAGUAAAAAGGAUUUGACUCUUUUAUGGUGGGAUGUUUUUUCUGGGUAUGUAAUCUAUUUUGUAAUUUUUUUUUUUUUAACUGGAAAGCUUUUUUGUGAGUGUGAAUGAGAGCCAUUAGUGCAGCCAUGUGGUGAUAUUUUUCUUUAUUUUGCAAAAUGUUUUUCAAACCAAAGGCUGCUCUAGUUGAUAUGUGGACAAUAUCAAUCUUGAUAUAAAUCGUAGGACACUUUUUCAUGUAACAUAGUAUUUGGGGUUUGGGUUUAUUUAGUGUAAUGAAAAUAAUUUGAUAUAAAAAUAUUUUGUAUAUAUAUUUUUACUUUGUUUUCUAAAUUGCUGUUUGCAGUAACAGUAAGUGCAAAGCAGGAUAUGUUAAGUUAUGACUGUAUGAUCAGAUGAAGUAUGAGUUCAUUUGGUUUACAUCCUUAAAUAGUUACAGAUCCUUGACAAAAACUUUCGAAUCUUUACCAGUUAAUUUUGUCAUAAUGUGAUCAUGUCAAAGAAAGCUAAGGACAAGUACUUCACUCUUUUUCAUACUAUUAUAAGUUAUUCUGGUAUUAAAUAUUUUAAUAAAAUUGACUUUGUUUUGACAUAUUUCAGUUA